AUGGCGGAUGCACUACUUGGUCCCAUUGUAGAAGUUCUAGUGGAGAAGGCAAUACAUUUGGCUUCUGAACAAAUUGGCCGGUUUGUUACAUUCAAGAAAGACUUGGCGGAUACGUUGACUCUGAUCCAGGCUCUCCUUCAUGAUGCAGAGGAAAGACAGGUGACUCAACCAUUGGUGAAGCUUUGGCUGGAGAAUCUUGAACGUGUGGCUUUCGAUGCUGGUAAUCUGUUGGAUGACAUCAACUAUGAGAUGAUCCGGCGCAAAGUUGAGAUUCAAAACCAAAUGAAGAGGAAGGUAUGCUUCUUCUUCUCACUCUCCAAUCCCAUUGCAUUUCGUUGCAAAAUGGCCUGCAAGAUUCAGAAAAUCAGUAUGGAUUUGAAAAGAAUCAAUGAAGACGCAAGGGACUUUGGCCUACAGCCACAGAUUGGAGCUAGAGAUGCGCCUCGUGUUCUUCCUCCUCCCAAUGUAGGAGGAUUUAUAAAGAACAGAGAGAGUGACUCUGUUGCUGUUGAUACGGGUUUCGUUGGAAGAGAAAAUGAUGUCUCAGCAAUAGUAAAACAGUUGGCUGCCCCAAAUAAUGAUGAAGCUAUCUCCGUUCUCCCUAUAGUAGGGAUGGGCGGGAUCGGGAAGACUGCAUUGGCUCGAAAAGUUUAUAAUGAUCCAAAGAUUGAGGAACAUUUUGAGGCGAGAAUGUAUCUACUGGUCUUGGACGAUGUUUGGAGUAAGGAUUCCGUACUAUGGAAUGACUUUCUUGAGUCUUUGAGGGGUACUAGCCCAGCCAUGGGGAGCUGGAUUCUUGUGACCACUCGUGAGCGAGAAGUGGCAACCAUCACGAGAAUUUCUUCUCCUCAAGAUUAUUCCUUGGAACAAUUAUCAGAUGAUCAUUGUUGGCUCAUUCUCAAAGAAAAUGCAUUGGGUGCUAGGAAAGUGCCAACUAGACCGCAAGAAGAUAUAGGUUUGAAGAUUGCAGAAAAAUGCCGAGGCUUACCAUUAGCUGCAAGCGUUCUCGGGGGCAUGCUGCGCAACAAGGAAAUAGGUGAAUGGCAGAAAUUAGAGAGUGGGCUUCAAAGAGGUGAAAAUAAUGGCAUUGAUGAAAUUUUGAAGUUGAGCUUUGAUCAUCUGCCAUAUCCAUCUCUUAAAAAAUGUCUUGCGUAUUGUUCAAUUUUUCCCAAGGAUUUUGAAAUGGAAAGGAAUCAACUGAUCCAACUUUGGGCGGCAGAAGGAUUUCUUUAUUCAAAUCCAAGAAACAAUAAUAUGUGUAUGGAGGAAGUUGGCAACAUGUACUUUACCAUUUUGUUGGAUAGUAACUUGUUUCAAGAUGCAGAGGAGGAUGAGCAUGGGAAUGUUGUGAAUUGCAAAAUCCAUGAUCUUGUGCAUGAUAUGGUGCAAUCCAUUUCCAGUUCUAAAACUUUGAGGUUGACAGAGUCUGGAAGUGAUGACCAGGGGACGUUUCCCAUCCAGUAUCUUGCACUAGAGAGAAGUGAAAAAGAAAUGCCAUUUCCUCCCUCUGAAAGGUUCAAGUGUAUUACAACAUUAUUUUUGUUGGAAGACAGAUCACUUAAUGAUAGAGAGAUAUCAUUUUUUAUGUUGCGAGUUUUGAGCUUAAGGUCAUCAAGUGUCGAGGAGCUUCCUAAAUCAAUUGGGAAGCUAACUCAUUUGCGGUACCUUGAUUUAUCCAGACCUUCAAUCAAAAUAAUGCCAGACUCUCUUUGUCGACUUUAUCAUUUGCAGACAUUAAGAGUUGAAGGUUGCAAAUCAUUGACAAAGUUUCCAGAAAAUUUCACGAAUUUGGUGAAUUUGAGGCACUUUGAGGUGCGAAAUUGCACAAACUGCAAAGAGUUACCAACUCUUGGGCACAUGUCCUCCCUCAGAUCUCUUCACUUGGAAAGUCUUGAUGGCAUAACAAGCAUAGGACCUUCUUUUUAUGGAGAAUCAACCAUACAUAGUGGAAGCGGCAGUCAAAGUCCCCUAAAUUUGUUUCCAGCACUUGAACAUUUCAGUCUAAGGGACACGCUCAAUUUGACUGAAUGGACGGAAGCAGAAGUUGAUGAUAGAGAAUUGAUGGUAUUUCCUGUCCUUGAGACGAUAGAGAUUGAAGAUUGCCCCAAACUAGCAACUUUUCCAAGUCAUUUUCCAAGUCUCAAGAAAUUGCACAUCCAGUCGACUAAGAAUGGGUCAGCAGUAAUGAAAUAUAUUCGCAGCAGCGGAGUUAGCACUCUCACUGUUCUUAGCCUUUUGUAUGUGACUGGGUUCACCGAGCUACCAAAUGUGUUAUUUCAAAACAAUCCAAAUCUUGCAUAUCUCCGGUUAAACAAUCUUGAUUUGACCCAUUUCUUGGAUUUUCCGUCUGAUGUUCCUCAAACUUUAGAAGGUCCAAAUUCCCAAACAGUGCUUGAGUUGAGCCAACCACACACUUGUAUUGACAAUAGUGCUACUCAACGUUUGGUUGGUCUUGAGUCCCUUGAGAAAUUACAUGUUCGAUUUUGCAAUUCACUCAAGUCGAUUUCAAUCCCCAAGGGAGACAAGUACCUCACUGCCUUGCGAGGAUUAGAAAUUUCCGG
This is a messenger RNA of Coffea eugenioides, 2561 nucleotides long. RefSeq names its product putative disease resistance RPP13-like protein 1. Lineage: Eukaryota; Viridiplantae; Streptophyta; Magnoliopsida; Gentianales; Rubiaceae. Gene Ontology annotation, molecular function: ADP binding. The annotation marks the transcript as partial. The record is from RefSeq and is a predicted model, not a curated record. The transcript has 2 exons. Gene Ontology annotation, biological process: defense response to other organism.